Messenger RNA from Colletotrichum lupini, 456 nucleotides. RefSeq lists its product as uncharacterized. NCBI's taxonomy places the organism in Eukaryota, Fungi, Ascomycota, Sordariomycetes, Glomerellales, Glomerellaceae. The coding region runs from base 1 to 456 and encodes 151 amino acids. The record is from RefSeq and is a predicted model, not a curated record. The transcript has 2 exons.
AUGAGAAACAUCAGCCCUCCUGCAUCCCAAGCUGUCGUUGAGCUCAUUAUCCCAUCCCUCUACCUUGUUGCAAGUCGGAUUCCCGUGGUGAUGACAUUUUCAGGGGCACAAAUCAUAAAUAAUGUCCAGCUGGCAGCAGCUCGUCCGGCCAACAAAGCACAAGUGGAUAAUCUCAUUCCGCCAAAAGCCUCCGUGUUUCCCGAUAUCGAGAUGAACCAGACCAACAAACCCCCCUCUUUCUUCGUCAAUCCCAAACACGGGCUCCCUCCCGCAUCGCUAUCAACUUCCUCGCUGGUUGAAAGACAAGUUGCGAGAGAAACAGGACCAAGCAUGGCUGUUAAUUAUCGCGCAACCUCAGCCACAUGGCGCCAAGGGCCAUACAUUUCUGCUUCUUGCCCUAUCCGUGUCGCGGCCCGGCCAUUCCCGCCAGACUCUAGACCAUUGCCCCAUGCUUGA